AUGGUACACCUUGACACCCCUUGUCCGGAUACUGGCAUUUUCACCACGGAGGAGGUGCGGCCGCGGUCGAAGCCUUGCAAGUCAACUUCGCGCAUCGUUUCCUUACCUCGUAACCACUACAAGGAGCCACCGAAUCUGGCAGCUGGAUUUAGAUCACUUGACCUGUCGUCAGAGGCACCUGUUAGAGCGAACUUGGUGGCAGACAAGAUCACCACAGACUCGUUUCGAAUAACUCUGGAGACCUGGGGCGACCGAUCGAUACUAUAUUCGGCGAGCGCGACGUGGAUUGAGCACAAGGCCAACGCUAAAGACUGCCUGUUCGGUCAGUUCGACACACAUGACCUUCCCGCGAACCAUGGAGCAAGCAAGAGGGGGGCACAACAAGAGAACUCGCGAAACUUCACCUUUCCCCAGGCCUUCAAGGAGGACUGCGAUAUCAUCUGCUGGCUGAACCGGAUAGACAUGGCCAGUGGCGACAGGAACUAUCGCAUAAGAGCCUAUGCGACUAAUAUUAGCCGCACCGGGUUCACUGCCCAUAUCGACACUUGGGGAGACAGUCUCCUCUUCGGAGGCGCAAUGUGCUGGAUCGCAUUUCCGAAACGCAAACGCUAUGUACAAGCAGGAAGCUUCCAAACAGGGGACGUCAGGAGCUGGAGCAAUCCGAUACCCGAGACCAAAUCGCAAGUCAAGUUUGAGGCGGGGGCGUUCAAGUCGCAUAGACCUGCUCCGACAGUCUUGUGCGCGCUGAACAUGAUUGAUAUGGCAGGCAACGCCGACUUAAGGGUCGCUGUUGACGUACGCGAUAUCGACACACAAGGAUUCCGUUGGUCUUUGAAGACGUUUGAGGACAGUACGCUGUACGCUGCUGGUGCGAGUUGGAUAGCUCUUGGUUUCGCAUGA
Molecule: messenger RNA, 900 nt
Organism: Aureobasidium subglaciale EXF-2481
Lineage: Eukaryota; Fungi; Ascomycota; Dothideomycetes; Dothideales; Saccotheciaceae
Exons: 1
Coding region: 1-900 (299 amino acids)
Biological process (GO): cell-cell adhesion
Cellular component (GO): protein complex involved in cell adhesion; cell surface; phagocytic vesicle
Molecular function (GO): oligosaccharide binding; N-acetylgalactosamine binding; polysaccharide binding
Source: RefSeq, a predicted model, not a curated record